Aricia agestis (brown argus) is the source of this 332-nucleotide messenger RNA. RefSeq names its product pupal cuticle protein C1B-like. NCBI's taxonomy places the organism in Eukaryota, Metazoa, Arthropoda, Insecta, Lepidoptera, Lycaenidae. The coding region runs from base 108 to 332 and encodes 74 amino acids. The record is from RefSeq and is a predicted model, not a curated record. The transcript has 2 exons.
UUUCUUCAUUGGCCCGAAAGUAUAAAGAGACACAGUAAGGAGUAUUUGGCAUCACUCAACGCAUUGCGGCCACUGCCUUUGUUACAAACAAAACAUCAAAUUCCACCAUGUUCAAAUUGUUACUCCUCGCCUGCUUCUUGGGUGUGGCCGCCGCCAAGCCCGGCAUCGUGCCAGUGGCAUACACCGCGCCAGUAGCGGCGGCAUACACUGCGCCAGUAGCGGCCGCCUACACCGCGCCAGUAGCCUACUCCGCCUAUUCCGCCUACACCGCGCCGCUAGCCUACUCCGCCUACACCUACGCUUCUCCCUACUCGUACUACCUGCGCCGUUAA